GUGUUGAAUUCUCAUCGAGUUUCUCCUGUCUUUAUAAACUAUUUCCGUUGCGUUAACUUUGUAAAAAAUCUAAGCAUUAUCAGCAAGAACCUGGACCCGAUAGAUAAAUAGACUUCACGCAGCAAAAAACUUUGUCAAACAUUUACCCAUGUCACGUCACUGACGUCCAACUUUAAAAUAGAAGUCCGCCUAUCGACCUGUACUUUAAGAAGGCGGAGAAAUUAUGUUUUUACUGACGAUCCUUUAACAUAAAUAUGCUCAACUCAACGAGCGCCGUACCUUCUGUGCGGAAAGACAUGUCGUCUUUGGACGUGGCCUAUGUGACCGUGACCUUCGUGACAUCAGCCAUGUCCAUCUUGGGCGGCCUUGUGGUGCUCUGGGUUCACUGGAUCUAUAGAGAUCUCCGCGGCGUGGGUCGGUGGAUGUUGAUGCACCUCACUGUGGCUGAUCUCCUCACUGCAGCGGGAAACCUGCUCGGCAUUAUCUGGUACUUGAGAGUAGACCACGUAUCCUACAAUAUGUCCUACUGCAAGUUCCAUAGUGCGUUGACCAUUAUGUCCAGCAUCGCCUCCUUCAUGUGGACAGUGGUCAUCGCCUGGGCCAUCUUCUGGACCGUGCUGAGGGUACAGCCUGCGAGCAGCAGACAGGGACUGUGCACCAAGUUGCUCACAGCUACCUGCUGGGGCCUGCCUUUCCUGAUAGCUCUACUAGCCCUGGUGGAGGAUGUUCUGGGCUUCGAUCAUCACCUGGAGCAUGCCAGUUGGUGUUGGAUAGACCCAGCAGCUGCGCAUGCGCUGUUGUGGAUGCUGGUCACCGGCAAAGCCUGGGAGAUCGUUGCCUGCGUCAUCACGGCGGGGCUGUACGCUGCAGUCAAAAUAUUGCUCUUGAAAAAGGAGAAGAAACGAAGGGCAAGUCUCAAUCUGCGAAGACGAAGUCGUGACAUCGAAGAGGCCAACACGAAACUGACCUUUGUUCCUCUCGUCUUCAUCACGAUUCGGAUCUGGGGUACUGUUCGCUUCCUUUUGGGGAACUUCGCUCAUGAGUAUGCCAGCUCCUCUGACUCUGACUGGAUCGUCAUUAUGCAGGGGAUCGGCGACAGUUCCCAAGGGUUCGCCAACUUCGUCAUCUAUUGCUUCUUCACAAGCAAGAUCAGACGACGGCUCCAGGACAGCUGUGUGAGGGGAUGUCACCGCUCCUUGUGUACGAGGGGGCGUCUCCGCUCCUUGUGCACAGGACGACCUAUUGACUCCGCCCACUCAUAUUCAUCCAACUCACACGAGGCUGGUAGGGACAAAGCUUCUAGCAGAACUGCGCGGGGUUCCAAUCGAGUACAGCCAGAAAGGAGAACCAGUAUCCAGGACAGCCACCCAAACCUGAACACACUCCCGGGAGUUCCUUCUUUCUCCUAUCCAAAUUCCUGGAAGCCGGACUCAUCAGUUGAACGUGCUGCUAUCCAGGUCCAGCGAGUCGUGCCCGUGCGGGCUCCCUUUGAUCCUGUGCCAGAGGAGCAGACAAAAAUAGCUGUUCCAGGAAGUGAGAGGAACAAAAACAGAAGCACAUCAUCAACCUGUCAUAGUUGUUCUUGUGAGGGCAAGGAGUCUAAGCUGUCAGUGUGGACUAUAGAAUCGAGCUAGGUGCACACGAACCAGCUCUCAGACUUUUUCUCUUCUCUUGGGCGAAGAAUUGAAGAGUGUGGCCCAAGUUCGAAGCUGCUGCGAAGGAAAAAAACUUAAAAUCCACUUCUCCUCUCAUAGAAGGCUAAGCUGUUAUGGCGCAAUGACACCCCAUCCCCUCACGGGUGUUCUACAACCCUUGACAGUUCUGUUGACCAUCUUGUGGGAGAUAACUUCACCAUGCCAGACAUGCAAUUACAACAUGAUUCAAGAUGUCAUUUUUUUUGAGUCAAGCGAAAUCUGAAACUCCUGACACCUCGUCAGGACACUUUUUGUGAAUAAUUUUACAUAUAGCGUGCGCAUGGGCGUAAACUGGGAGAAUCAGGAAGAUUCCAGCCGAUACCGUUUUGGUUGGAUCUUUGCAAAUUGGUAAUACGGAUUGUCAUUUGGUGACAACAGACCACUCCCCUACCCUCACCAAUUUCGGUGUUCACACUCUCCUGAAAUACCCACACAGUGUGAGUCUGACGUCGUAAUUGCAGCAGGUUCAGAAAUGGGUUUAUCACUAUAGUAUAGUUUUUAGUGUUCGCUUCGGACCAACAAGUUGAAAGAAAACGUAUUGAAAACAAGAUCUAAUUGUGUUUAACUGAAAUACAAAAUCCUGUGCAACAGUACUUGUGCCAUCGGCACUUGUUUGGUAUGGAGGAACACAUAGGUAAAGGACCUCCCGGGGAAAAAAACAUAUUUUCUGCUUUCCGAACAAUGAAAUGGGGAACAACGUUGCAGGUUUCAGCGAUAAUUGAAAGCAAGAUGCGUGCCCCCCCAAAAAACAACAACAACAACAAACAAAAUAAACAACAACCAACAAAAAACGGGCGUCAUUGUCCAGAGAUUCUUGAGAGAAAGAAUACUAUUUUUGUCGAGUGGUCGAUUCUCAAAGAAAUUCAAGCAACGUAGGCCUACGGAUGACGGCUUUGAGACCAGUAGUCAAAGGGGUUCGUUCUUCAGCAGGACACGCAGACCUUUGUUCAAAACAGGGCGCUGCGGUGCGGCGACCAACAAUGGUAUAUUUUCUUCGUAUAUUGUGGAUAAAUAAUGCUCUUGACUGUGUAUAUGUAUCGUAAACCUUUAAGCUCGGAAAAAUAAAAGUUGUCUAUU
Aplysia californica (California sea hare) is the source of this 2771-nucleotide messenger RNA. RefSeq names its product G-protein coupled receptor 157. Gene Ontology annotation, molecular function: G protein-coupled receptor activity. The coding region runs from base 255 to 1634 and encodes 459 amino acids. Lineage: Eukaryota; Metazoa; Mollusca; Gastropoda; Aplysiida; Aplysiidae. Gene Ontology annotation, biological process: adenylate cyclase-activating G protein-coupled receptor signaling pathway; cell surface receptor signaling pathway. The record is from RefSeq and is a predicted model, not a curated record. Gene Ontology annotation, cellular component: plasma membrane. The transcript has 6 exons.